Aegilops tauschii subsp. strangulata is the source of this 920-nucleotide messenger RNA. RefSeq lists its product as uncharacterized. NCBI's taxonomy places the organism in Eukaryota, Viridiplantae, Streptophyta, Magnoliopsida, Poales, Poaceae. The record is from RefSeq and is a predicted model, not a curated record.
CCUCUCCAUUAUUCCUUCGCCCCGUCUAUAUAAUCCUCCGCUCCUCGCCCUCCCGUACGCCGUCAAACACAGACGUCGAGGAAACAGCCGCACGCGCGCGCGCCAAAGCCGCGGGUUUCUGUAGAGUUCAUGUGACGCGACGCGCGCGAUCGAGCAUGGCGAGCGGCGGCGCGGGGGGAUACUACCACGGCGACCGGUACGGCUACGGCUACUCGUACCCGCGGCAGCAGGCCGCGCCGUCGGCGACGUCGUUCCACAUGUGCCUGUUCCUGGCCACGGCGUGCCUCCUCGGCGGCGUGUCGCUCUACUCGCACUGCGAGUCCGCGGUGGAGAGCCUCGUCGACCAGCUCCGGGUCGCCGUCGUCCUGUCCCCGUUCGUCCUCCUCCUCGCGGCGCAGUACUGGUCCGCGACCGGGCGGCGCUGGCGGUCGUCGUCGUACUCGUCGUCGUCGCUGGACGCGGCCCCGGCGCCGGUGGUGUCGUGGGAGCAGCAGCCGCCCUGGUACGACCAGCGGCAGCGGGACGGCGGCGCGUCGUCGCCGUGGGGCGUGGCGCUGGCGCUGGCGCUCGUCCUGCUGCUCAUCUCCUACCAGUCCUGCUUCCAGUACUGGUGGUCCCCCGUCGUCCGCCGCCGGCGCUGAGCUCCGUCGAUCGGAUCAUUCGCGCGCAGCUAGAAGCCUAGAACUAGUAUAGCAUUUGGUCACGUACGGGCAAUGCUAGCUCUCUUAUAUUUCUUCACAGAGGGAGUACUACUGUACUAGGCAAGAAAAUUAUCGGCAAUUGGCAGAGCAGGAUUUUGCUGUCUAAACCAUCAGAGAUGUCUUAGCCGUCAGAAAACUAUCACUAGGGUAUUUGGAGGAUGUAAACUGCAAUAAACUGUUGUGAUAUACUUAUAAAUAAUAAAGAGCAGUAUUCUUGCA